Molecule: messenger RNA, 2214 nt
Organism: Amphiprion ocellaris (clown anemonefish)
Lineage: Eukaryota; Metazoa; Chordata; Actinopteri; Pomacentridae
Product: olfactory receptor 13C2-like
Exons: 1
Coding region: 92-1018 (308 amino acids)
Biological process (GO): G protein-coupled receptor signaling pathway
Cellular component (GO): membrane
Molecular function (GO): G protein-coupled receptor activity; olfactory receptor activity
Source: RefSeq, a predicted model, not a curated record
AGCUAGACAUCUGUAAACCAACGAGACAGUUGAGUAAAAUGCCGUUUCUCUGUUUAUUUAUGUUUACUGUCUUUCAUUUUUGACAGUCUGCAUGAACACUGAAUCUAAUGUAACAUGUUUAACUUUCGGUGGUCAUGUGGAAAUAGACAAAUACAGGUAUCUUUACUUUGCAAUCAUGUUUACAAUGUAUGUUCUGAUCAUCUGCAGCAAUUCCACUAUCGUGUGUCUUAUCGUGAUUCGCAAAAGCCUCCACAAGCCGAUGUACGUUUUCAUCGCCGCUCUGUUACUGAACUCUGUUUUUUUCAGCACCGUGAUUUACCCCAAGCUUUUGAUCGACUUUCUGUCUGAAAAACAGAUGAUCUCGUACCGAGCUUGUCUCUUUCAGGUGUUUUUAUUUUAUGUUUCAGCCUGCACUGAAUUCUUACUGUUGUCAGCCAUGGCCUUUGACAGAUACGUGUCUAUAUGUAAACCUCUGCAGUAUCCAACUAUCAUGGGAAGAAGGACCGUUACUACUCUCCUGGUUUUGGCCUGGCUGGUUCCUGCUUGUCACAUCGCGGUGCCAGUUGUGAGAAAUGCAAAUCUCAAACUCUGUAGCUUCACUCUGAAAGGUAUUUUCUGUAACAAUGCAGUUCAAAGUCUUCCCUGUGCAAAUUCAAGAGCGUUACUCAUGUACGGUGCAGCUGUCAUGUUCAAUGUUACACUUCUUCCUAUGCUUUUAAUACUUUUCACGUAUGCAAAGAUACUCGUGAUAGCUUAUCGGAGUUGUGGGGAAGUCAAGAAAAAAGCUGCACAGACAUGUUUACCUCACUUGUUUGUUUUGAUCAACUACAGUUGUUUGCUCAUUUAUGACCUGAUUAUCGUGAGAAUGGAGUCCGACGUUUCACAAACCGCACGUUUUGUAAUGACGCUGCAGAUAGUGAUUUAUAAUCCUCUCCUCAAUCCCAUCAUAUAUGGACUGAAAAUGAAGGAAAUUUCCAAACAUCUCACAUUGCUGUUCUUUCAAGUCAAAGUGAACUAAUUUAUCUGUAAUUAUCUGUAAUACUGUUAUGAUAGCAAAGAGAUGUGUUAUUUGCAAUUAUUGAUAAAUGUGCUGCAUUUCAUUUAGUUAAGUAAUUACACUUAUUUUAACCAUCACAUGAAAAAGACCUCCACAUUAGUGCCAUUGUGCAGAUCGUUAUUUAAAAGCUUAAAUGAAUAAUCACAUCUGUCCCACUGUGAAUUUUGCAUAUUCUUUUUUUUGUUCCUCCUAUAUCAAAGCAACUCAGAUAAAUUUAACUAAUUUGGUCAGAAAAUUGGAAAAGGAGAGACAAAAGUGGUGAAACUUUGAGGGUUGUGUUGUUUUGACACUUUUUCUCUGUGUGCAAAAUGUCUCAUGUAACGUGAUAAAAUAUAGACCACCGUUCAAAGGUUUGGGGUCAAGAAAAGCAGUUUAUCUCAAUGAAGAUAGAAUUAAAUGAAUGAUAAAUCCAGUCUAGACAUUGUUAAUGUGGUAAAUGACUAUUCUAGCUGGAAACAGCUGAUUUUUAAUGGAAUAUCUCCAUAGAGGUACAGAGGAACAUUUCCAGCAACCAUCACUCCUGUGUUCUAAUGCUACAUUGUGUUAACUAAUGAUGUUGAAAGGCUCAUUGAUGAUUAGAAAACUCUUGUACAGUUAUGUUAGUACAUGGAUACAAGUGGGAGUUUUCAUGGAAAACAUAAAAUUGUCUUGAUGAUCCCAAACUUUUGAACAGUGGUGUAUAUAUGUCUUUAUGUGAUGAAUUCACACAUCUUUCAGCAUGAUUGUGCAGCAGCAGAAAGGCCUUAAAAUGAGACUGUCAUUUAAAAGUGAAUUGUUUUGAAUGUGGAUGCUAAUAUGCUUUAUGUCAAUUAUAAUAAUAAUAAUAGUAAUAAUAAUAAUAAUAAUAAUAAUAAUAAUAAUAACAAUAAUAAUAAGUUUCUCAUAUAUUUAACUAUAAAUGUUGUUGAAACAAGUUUUGUAAAAUAGAAAUAUACUCUGUUUCAGUCUGGUUCCACCUAUGAGAGCAAAUAUGUGUCUAUGAGUAAAAUAUGUCUUUUCUGUUUGACUUUGUUUAUAGAUGUUGUCAAGCACAUUUUGUCUCUGUGAAAGUACAUUUUAAAUAAUUCCUAUAUUGGCUAUAUAUUGUCAGAAGCAGCAUUUUAUUAUUGGGAUUGAAAAAACAGCGCAAGAGGCAUUUCUGACCUGAAAAAGCAUGU